ACGAAUAGAAAAGUCGUAGACAAGUUGACAAUCGUUUAAAGUGAUAGAAUUGAAUAUAAUCGUUUCUACAACGAUAAUCGCUAACUCCAUACAAAAUGGUAGCCAAGUUACAGUUUUGACAAGCGCUGACGAAACGAUGUCGAAGUUUUUUAUCGAUAACUAAGCGAUCUUAGAGACUCAAUAGUUAACGCUAAAAAAAUGGCGUCUUAUUUGGUGAUCGACAAGUGUUUUGUUUGUUAAACUUAUUUUUUUCUAUUAUUACCUUUUAAAAUGCAUACUUUAAAUAUGUUGUGGUGUGCUCAUAAUGAAGAAGUGUGGCUUAGGCGGCGAAAAAAAGAGACAAAAAUCGUCAGUGCAUGGAAAACAUACGCGAAAUGCCGGCAACAUUAUUUGUGCAGCAAUUUCGGCUAGACAAAACAACCUUUGAAGCUCUUUGUCGUGAACUCCGACACAAGACUUCGUUAAAAGGAACCAAAGAGAUUCCCCUCAAUGUUAAGGUAUUGUGCACUCUUAGUUUCCUAGCAACAGGAUCCUAUCAGCGAAUUGUUGGGGUUUCUCAGCAUCUUGCCCAACGGACAGCUAGUCGGUGCAUAAGACAAGUCAUUGAUGCUUUGAACCACUCUGCUAUCAUGGAAAAAUGGAUCAAGUUUCCGAAAACACGACAAGACAGAGCAUUUAUAAAACAAGAGUUCCAAAGAAGAUUUGGCCUGCCUGGUGUAAUUGGGUGCAUAGACUGCACCCAUAUAGCUUUGGUAAAGCCCAACCAUGAAGAGCAUCUUUUUUAUAAUAGAAAAGGAUAUCAUUCCUUAAAUGUUCAAAUGGUUUGUGAUAGUAAUCUUUUAAUUUUAAAUGUAAAUGCAAAGUUUGGUGGAGCUACACAUGAUUCACAUAUAUGGUCUUCUAGUAGAGUUGAAUUAUAUAUGCGUGAACUUCAUCAAAAUAAUGAGCAGGUGACUCUGGAUAUCCACAACGUCCUUGGCUUAUGACACCUAUCCUCAAUGCAGUUGAAGGUUCUAGGGAAGAACAAUACACUCGAUUGCAUGUGCAAGCCCGUAACUGCAUUGAGCGAUGUUUUGGAUU
Molecule: messenger RNA, 1080 nt
Organism: Vanessa atalanta (red admiral)
Lineage: Eukaryota; Metazoa; Arthropoda; Insecta; Lepidoptera; Nymphalidae
Product: putative nuclease HARBI1
Exons: 5
Coding region: 357-986 (209 amino acids)
Source: RefSeq, a predicted model, not a curated record